Molecule: messenger RNA, 5542 nt
Organism: Eublepharis macularius
Lineage: Eukaryota; Metazoa; Chordata; Lepidosauria; Squamata; Eublepharidae
Gene: GJC2
Product: gap junction protein gamma 2
Exons: 2
Coding region: 77-1333 (418 amino acids)
Biological process (GO): cell communication
Cellular component (GO): connexin complex
Source: RefSeq, a predicted model, not a curated record
GAGAAUUUUCCGUCUCUCUCCCCAGAACUGAUAGUGCUACCCAUUCACAGGAGAAGGUUAUAAAUGAUUAGCCCCUAUGACCAACAUGAGCUGGAGCUUCCUAACCCGCCUGCUAGAAGAAAUUCACAAUCACUCCACCUUCGUGGGGAAGGUCUGGCUCACCGUCCUGAUCGUCUUCCGGAUUGUCCUCACGGCCGUCGGAGGUGAGUCCAUCUAUUCAGAUGAGCAGAGCAAGUUCACGUGCAACACCAAGCAGCCCGGCUGCGAUAACGUCUGCUAUGACGCCUUCGCGCCGCUGUCCCAUGUCCGGUUUUGGGUAUUCCAGAUCAUCAUGAUCUCGACUCCUUCCGUCAUCUACCUGGGCUACGCCAUCCACAGGAUCGCCCGGUCCACUGAGCAAGAGCAAAAGAGGUUCAGAAGCUUCAAGAAGAAAAAGCAGUUUGCGCUAAACUGGCAAGCUGUCCGGAACCUGGAAGACCCCUUGGGAGCAGAAGAAGAAGAGCCCAUGAUAGCGGAUGAAGUAGCCGAGAGUGAGGACAAAGCCAAAGCCAAAGAGAAGAAGAAGGAGCAGCAGAAACAUGAUGGAAGGAGACAUAUCCAAGAGGAGGGCUUGAUGAAAAUUUACGUCUUCCAGCUUCUCACCAGAGCCACUUUUGAAGUUUGUUUCUUGAUAGGACAGUACAUGCUCUAUGGCUUUGAAGUCACGCCAUAUUAUCUUUGCAACCGAGCUCCUUGCCCUCACGAUGUCGACUGCUUUGUGUCGAGGCCGACGGAGAAGACCAUCUUCCUCUUGGUGAUGUACGUGGUCAGCUGCCUUUGCCUCUUACUCAACGUGGCCGAGAUGUGCCAUCUGGGAAUCGGGACCAUCAGAGAUGCCAUUCGGGAGAGAAAAACCCACAGCUUCAGGCAGCCCCCCUACAAUUAUGCAGCCUAUCCAAAGAAUAUCUCCUGUCCUCCGGAAUACAAUUUGGUGGUGAAAUCGGACAAGCAGGCCAAAGUCCCCAACAGUUUGAUGGCUCAUGAGCAGAACUUGGCCAAUGUGGCUCAAGAACAGCAUUGCACCAGCCCCGAUGAGAACAUCCCGCCAGACUUGUCCACACUCCAUAAACACUUGAGGGUGGCUCAGGAGCAAUUGGACAUUGCCUUCCAGAGCUACAAUAGCACUCAGGCAAACGCUCAGCCAUCGAGGACCAGCAGUCCAGAAUCGGGAGGGACUGUGGCAGAGCAGAACCGAGCCAACACUGCCCAGGAGAAGCAGGGGGCUAAGCCCAAAGCCAGUUCAGAGAAAGGCAGUUCUAACAGCAAGGAUGGGAAGAAUUCUGUAUGGAUAUAGCAAAGAGGGUAGAUAAGAGUCUUUCAAACCAAGUCAGAGCAUCAGGAGCAAGCUUGGGGUGCCUUCUCUCCAUCAAGAUGGGACGCGUUUGAGAGAGCACUAGCAAAGGGUUAUUUUGUUACAUAAAGGUCCAGUGUUUCUGCUAAAUGGCUUUAAGCGGUGGAUUUCAGGAAAGGCUUCCUGAAAAUGUUAACAAGGGGCUUCUCCCCCUUGCCCACUCUUAUUCCUGAUGUGCAAAUAUUUCAGUAUCUGGAAACAGUGGGACUUUUGCACAUUUGUUGUUAGGCCAUAGGGGGUUUGACCAUAAUAAACAUUACCCCUCUUUUAAGGAAGAUUUUGGGCUUUAUCCCCAGACAAAUGGGUAGAAGGAAUUUUGAUGGCAAUGUUUUGUUCCCUAACGCACAGUUCUGGGAGAAAGCAUUCCCUCCAGUCCCUGUUUCUGUUCAGUUUGGCUCUCAGGAAUAGUCCGCAUUCAGGAUUGCUCACUCAAUCCCACACGGAGUCUGGCUUUUCUCUGCCGGUCUCUUCCCUUGCCUGUCUCCUCGCUGUGCCUUUUAUCUUCACUCCUCCGACAGUCCUUCUCCUCUUGGCAGUGGUGGAGAGUGCCCUCAAGUCAGAGUUGACUUAUGGCGACCCCUGGUGGGGCUUUCAUGGCAAGAGACUAACAGAGGUGGUUUGCCAUUGCCUGCCUCCACAACUCUGGUCUUCAUUGGAGGUCUCCCAUCCAGUUACGAACGAGGGCCAACACUACUUAGCUUCUGAGAUCUGAUGAGAUCAGGCUUACCUGGGCUAUCCAGGUCAGGGUAUUCUCCUUUUAGAUAAUAAUAACUCCCUCCCUUCUGGUCAUGCAUACAUGAGAAGCUAUAUCUCUUCUGGUUGGCAGUUCCCUUUCCUCUGUGUAAACUUGUAGUGGUGAAGGAGAGUGGGGCCGUUUUACACAUAUGUUGUCCAGGAGAACCACCAUGUCCAUUCUGCAUCAGAGGCAGUGAGUAUUUAGGUGUGAGAGAUGAUCCCAUUGGCCACUUGCAGGGAGUAUCAUCCCUUUCCUAGCCAGUUGUUAGUUCCGUACGUCCUCUUGAGCUGCAGUUGUGUUUCAAGGGUUGUUUUAAUGACUCCAGUAACCCUUAAUUGAAUGAAUUUUUAACUCAUUCGGUGGAAGAUGACAUGGCUGCAAACACUGCCGUAUCUUUCCCUAACAUUCCAAAUGCUGAAAUGCUCACAAAACGACCACAUUUAGAACUGCAAAAAAAAUCCAAGGUAUACUAACCCGUAUGCACAACUAACUGUAUAAUAGCUUUAUACAGAAUUAGCUUUUGAAAGCAAGGCUGAAACUCCCCGACUAGGUUAUCCCGAUCCAUCGAUAUCUCUGGGGUUCCUGCUGUGGACUUCGUCAAGAGUUGCAAAUUCAAAGGUGUGUGCUGUUUACUCUUUCGUUCAUCAGCAUUAAGCUGAGAAGCUGGCAGAAUCCAAGCACCUUGGAUAUCUUAAGAGUAUCACUUGUGUCCUAAGGAUGCUCUCCAGUAGCUGUUAUUGGUGGGAGGUGACAAAGGUUUUACACUGAUAAAAACAGGCCAUUCUAAACAAAAGCGCCUUUAGCAAGACCAGUUUAUGACACACUGAUUCGUGGAGUUCGUUGUUACAACGAUGUGGCCGACUGGCCAUCCCCUCCCCUCCAGCUGAACAUCUGCAGCGCGAGAGCCAAUGCUCUGCGAAUCAGCCUGCUGAUUGCCCUGUAGUGUUAAUAACAUCUGGAAAAGGUGGUGUCAAAAGCUAGAUCAUGGUGUUGUAUGUACACAUAUGUGCAGUUAAAAGUACAUUGGAAUGGAGUGUCCUCAAGUCACAGCUGAUUUAUGGCAACCCCUGGCGGGGUUUUCAUGGCAUGAGAUUAACAAGGGUGGUUUGUCAUUGCCUAGCUCUGUAACCCUGGUCUUCACUGGAGGACUCCCAUUCAAUUACUAAACAAGGCCAACCUUGCGUAGCUUCUGAGAUCUGACGAGAUCAGGCUCACUUGGGCUAUUCGGGUCAGGGUAAAAGCAAACCUUAUGUAUGUGUAUAAUGUAACAUCAUGCUUGAGGUGUUUUAUACACCAGAGCAGUUAAAGCCAAACCUGUAGCCAUCUUUUGGAGGGUGAUUGUGUUGAAUGCCAAGGGAUAGCCAUAUUCGUCUGUAAAUAAACCAGACAUCCAGUGGCCACUUAAAAUCUAACAUUUAUUUUGCUAUGAGCUUCCAUGAGUCACAGCUCACAUCUUCAAAAAGCUGAUAUUGACAGAAAUGUUAAGGUGCCACUGGACUUUUAUUUUGUCUUGAAAACAUCAGAUAUUCCCCUUGCAACCAUCAGGAAUUGGGGGUUGAAAACAAAUUCCUUUUGAACACUGAGGUUUGACCAAAAUUUUGGCUGAAUAUUUAUACCAGGUCAGGGCUCACUUCAGCUCUGCCCCAGAAUCUGUUUUCAGUGCCCAGACUGUGCUAGCAAAGCAUGGUGGCAACAGCCAGUGCUUUAGAGGUGUCACAAUCACAGGGGACUGAGCUUUUGGCUCAACCCAUGUUUGGAAACUGGAGCCGUUACCAACAUGACGAUCCCGUCCAAACUGCUAUCUUGUGAUGGCUUAGUCAUGUCGAAGUGGUUGUGUGGACGAGCCCAAAACUGCCCUGACCGUUUUGACUCGCUGUUUUCAGCUCCAUGGACCUUGGAACGUAUGAUUAACACAAAUUAUCCAAGAGCUGGUGCAAGACUGCAUUUCUCUUGCCACUGAGAAAGUGCAGAGUUCUUGCACAGCAAGGAUUAGGAGAAGGGUUUCCAGAACGGAGGGUGGUGUAGCCGGGGUUGCUUAAAUAUGAAUGACUCCUCUUCAAGAUAUUAAGCCUUGGAAGAAAAGAUUAGUGCACAACGCCUCCAGAGUUGAAUGAUAGGGAGGAAAGCAAGAUACCGAUCCUUUUUAAUGGCCCUGACCCUUGUUCUUCUACAAAGGAGAUGUUUCUUGAGCCGCUUUAUUCAGAACAGGGUUCCUUGAGAAAAAAAAAACCCUCUACAAUUCACACAACUGUUUUAAAAUGGUGAGCAAUAUGCUGAAUCCACAGAGAAAUUUUCAAACCAUGGUGACUGAUAUUGUUUUGAGUGUUUGGACAUGCCGAGGCUGUGGCUUUACCAGCUCUGGGCUCAGCCUACGGACUGAUCCUGCUAGUUUUCCACAGAUGAAAGAAAACGUCCUUUUGACAACUGAAAAAGCUACGGUGCAUUGCAUGGGGUGAGGGCUGGGGUGAGAUGGAGAAUCAGGCAUAACGGAACAGAAAAGCUAGAGGGAUCCAACCUCACGUUUUGAAGGAAUAUUGGAGCAGACUUGAAAAUGAUGAAGCCAUAUUGAAACUGAUGUGUAAAUCAUUACUUGGCCACCUGGCCGUUUCGUUUCAUAAACUUCAUCAUUGUGAACUAGGAUGGUGUAAUUGGAAGGGCAAAUUUGCUUUCUUCCUCUUGGACCAUAAGAGCACACCUAUAAAGCUAGUCAACUUUCUUCUACAUUCCAGUGCAGCUGUACUGAACGUAGAGAGAAGGAUCGGGUGUGCUGUUUGGUUGUGAACACGUGUACUUAGAUCUGCACAUGUUCUGUAUCAAUGUACAGUUGCAACAGAAUGUAGAAGGAAUGAGUUCAAGUCACCUCCCACUUGGCUUCUGCAAUGUUAAGGAAAUGGGGUAAUUUUCAAAGAGCAAAGAUACCAGAACGGUGAUUCAGAAUAACCCCCAAAUGUCUAAGAAUCUGUAUUUUUAACUAAUCCAAGGAACUUUGGGAAUUGUAGUUUUCUGUGGCAGGAAAGGAUAUUCCAGAGAGAAACCCUAAUAUCCUCACUACAUGCAGGAAGCCACAAGAAUUCAUAUGGCUUUAAAAUGGUUCAACAUUUAGAAACCCAGAGAACAAGGAACAAAUUGUCGCUCACAUUCCGUUCCACUGGAAAAUACUUGAAAUUUAUCUAAAAGGCCAUAACAAAUCUUAUACUGUUAUGAAGUUUCCAGACUUUUUUUUGUAGAAACCUGUAUGUCCUAUGAGAAACAUUUUGAGUAUACAACUGACUGUUUGUAAAUGUAUUUUAGGGCAAACGUUACCAGCAGAUUGUACUUAGAAUGAUAGAACAUUUAAAGAAAAAAGAAACGAAUAGAGUUGGAUGUUCCAUUUCCAAUACUAAUAAAAUGGAAUUAAACUUUUGAUUUGCUUUUCA